Pseudogymnoascus verrucosus is the source of this 1578-nucleotide messenger RNA. RefSeq lists its product as uncharacterized. The transcript is spliced from 3 exons. The record is from RefSeq and is a predicted model, not a curated record. NCBI's taxonomy places the organism in Eukaryota, Fungi, Ascomycota, Leotiomycetes, Thelebolales, Thelebolaceae. The coding region runs from base 733 to 1377 and encodes 214 amino acids.
UACACAUAUACCGCACUGCGUGCGUGUCAAGCUGGCUGGCCCAAUUCCCUCGGCAACCCACCACCUCCACAGUCAACAAUGGGGCGCUGGGCUGGACUACCUGACUGACCUAACAACCUGACCUGAACCCCUCAAAGUGCCCUGCCCGACUCGUCCAAAACCAAAAACCGAUGCGUGUAUCCGCGUCUUAGCUGCAUAAGACGCAUGAGACCGCUUCUUUGACCGGCCGUCGAAUAGAGCCUUGGUCCAAUUGAAUGCACCUCUCCCUUCUCUUCCUUCUGCCGGUUCACCAAUUCAUCCAGAAAAUACUGCAGAAGCUUGCCCUUUAACGUUACAAUCUGCACACCGCGAGUGGAGAGUGGAAACAACUGACACUCGAGCCACGACAGCACAGCAGCUGCAUCUCCUGCAUCCGCUGCAUCGUCGGCAUUCUGUUCUGUCAGCGGUGGGAAAGGGAUACAAACACGUAGGAAUACCUUCUCUCCUUCUCUUCCUUUCUCUCUUUCUCUUUCUCCGUCUUCUGUUCUCUUAUUUUGCCUCUUAUCGCAUAUUACAAUACCCAUAAAUACCUGUUUCAAGCACCGCUCCUUCCCCCCGUGGCUUCACAGUGUCCAGUCGUGUCGCGUUUGCCGACAGGUGCCCAUUGUGCUUGCUGGCCCAAACCGCACUGUACCUACCUCACCAAGCAGAGCCGCGUCGCAGUAUCUGUGACGUGCAACUCAACUCCCAACGAUGCAUAAUCGAAGAGACCGAGACCCAUAUCGAGAACGAGAAAAGCCCGAAACCAUGGAUCCCGACUGUGCGAUCUGCUCGUCGCCCGCGCUCGCACAAUGCGACUGCGAGGCAAAGGGCCUCGACACCGCUGUCCGCCAGGCUGAGACCCGGAUGAUGACCACCUUCUUCGCCGACAUCCGAGCCUGGGUCCGCGGCCACGCACAAGACUACAUCCUAACGUACUUCAACGUCCUCACCACCCGCCGCCGCGACUCGCACUCAAUGCACAUCGCGCACCUGACCGAGCGCGCACUCUACUACUACGGCACGCGACCACACCCUACCGAGAUCGCCGCCGCCAACGCAGAACUGAAGCGGGGUAUUGACGAAGACUGGCGCGCCAGCGUGCAGCGCUACCCCGAGGUCCUCGAGUACUUCUACAGCCUGGUUACCUUCACCCUGCCGCGCGACGACGACUCGGCCGUUAAGGACCCGCCGCUGAGUGCACUGACGGGGGCGAGGAUGCGAGAGAUGAGCGGGGGAGGAGGGAAGGGGAAAAGGCAGGAGCGUGUGGAGGCCGGAAGGAGCACGCCGGGUCUAGGAAGCAUCAGGAGACCACCGCCGCCGCCGAGCAGCGGGUAUGCGUAUGGUGGACGGUACUGAGGGACUGGAAGAUAGGGUGGGAAUGUAACGACGAUCGAUGUCUGUGUGGGCGGGUGGCUGGAUUUCUACUUGUUUUGAUGUUUGCAAUACUCAUGUUUUCGCGCUGGGGCGUCUGGUUCGGCAUCGGGGAGCAUAACAUAGCACUGGCGCCAUGCGUAUUCCACAUCUUCUAAAUUGCGCAAAGGGAUGACACAGGGAGGG